GCGCCGGGGGCGGCGAUCAGCGCCGCAGCUGCGCCGGAGGCGCCCGAGACUCGGACGGGCACAGAGGGUCGAGGUUGGGCCAUCGAGCCAGGUCGGCGCGAAGGGUCUAAGCUGACCACGAGGACUCGCACCCAGACGCGAGGCCGCACCUUAGGCGCGGUGUUCAGCUCUGACCCGAGGUCGAGCCAAGCGGAAUACAAUAAAGUAAAAAUUAUACCAGGAUCAGGGGGUCACACCGAGAGCGGGCACCGAACCGAGGGCACGGGGGAACGAAGAUGGACGGGGAAACUCCGAUUCUGGGACUGAGAUCGAACCGGGACGUGGAACUGUUCUGAGCGCCUGGGUUUGAACCGGGACACGCGAGGUUCAGCGGCGACCAGGGAUUCGAACCUCAUUCUCAAACGGUCUGCGUGGAGAUUGAGGGACUGGAAGAGAAGUCGACCGAGUGGGGACGAGGCGAGGGGAGCUGAGUUGGGAGGUAGCUGAGCGGUUCGCGCCGACCCCGCACGAUGCUGCGGAGCGCGCUGCUGGCCGCGUGCUGCUGCUGCUACCUGGUCCUGGCGACACGCACAGCCCUUGGCGAGGCCAUACACGUGCCCCUCAGCCUGGCGGAGGCGAGCGGCACGGAGGGGGGCUCGGUGACCCUGAACUGCACGGGCACGGACCCCGACUUCUCGUGGCUCUUCAUUCCCGACCACGUCGAGUGCAAGGGCGACCCCGCGGAGCAGGACGUCGCGGAGCGCGUGCGCACGGAGCGGGCUGGGAAGCGCUGCGCCCUCACCGUCAGCAAUCUGCGCUUCACGGACUCGGGGAUCUUCAUGCUGCAAAGGGGCUCGGAGGAGUCAUCGGGGGACUCCUCGGGAGACCCCUCGUGGCGAGUCGAAUCGGACUGGGUGAAGACGCGGCUGCGAGUCUCGCCAGACUGCUCCGCGAAGGCUCGCAUCGUCGUGGACCCCCCAGGACCCGUGACCCCGUCGUCGAACCUGUCCCUGACCUGUCAGCUGGGCGAGAGGCCGGAGGCCACGGGCCCCCGCAUCACGUGGACGCUCAACGGCGCCUCGAUCCCCUCAGAGGGGGACAACUCGUCGAGCCCAGUCCGAAUCGUCGACUCGGGGCUCCGCGUCGAGAUCACGGACGUGCAGGCGCGACGCCAGGGCGCGUGGAAGUGCGAGGACGAGGAGGGGCGAGCGGCCGCCUCCUUCUGCCUCACGUUCUCCACCACCCACACCUCGAGCCGAUGGCGCUGUCCCGACCUCGCCACGGCGACCCCCGCCUCUCACACGACCGGGACGCAAGCCGGGGGACUCGUCGCCUCCGAGGGCCCGGCCACGACCUGGGCCCCCCGCGGUGGUGCCAUGGCCCCGGGACGCGAGUCCAGCGCCCCCGAUCGAGACCUCCCCGCGGGGUUCUAUCUGCUGGCGGGCGCCGCGGCGCUGGUGGUGCUGAGCGCUCUGCUGGUGUGGGCGGUGCGCAGGUCCCGUGCGAGCAAGGACAAGGAGGGCCACUCGAUCAUAGCAGGGACCCCGCACUUCCCGCAUCGCAGCAGGUUUCCCUUCGCCGCACAGGAGAGCUACGAGUCAGACUCGGGGGACGAGCGGCGCCUCUACGCGCUGGGACCUCCGCCCGAGCACCCGGAGCCGGUCUACGCCGCGGUGCGGCCGCACCCCCGCGGCCCCCCGCCCGCCCCGCCCGAAGUGAUGCUGCUGGUUGCGAGUCAGAACCAGGACACGUUCUAUGGCGACGGCGGACUGAUCCGCGUCAACCCCAUCUACCACUCCAUUGACCUGGACGGUGCUCGGGAGGAGCCCCCCGCGUGGCGGAGAGGAGCGCGGUUGUGCAGCAUGCGGGACAACCCUGCCUACGAGUCCGUGGACUCCGUGGACUCCGUGGAGCACAAAGCCAGCACCUGGGACGAGACGCGGGGAGGGGAGGGAGCGCGGUUGUGCAGCAUGCGGGACAACCCUGCCUACGAGUCCGUGGACUCCGUGGAGCACAAAGCCAGCACCUGGGACGAGACGCGGGGAGGGGAGGGGUUCUGCGCACCCGAGGAGUUCACGAGCCAGGACUGCAUUUACGAGGUUCUGAGGAUGUGACCCGCGCGGACGAGGCGAGGUGGAGCCGACACUUGCUGCUGCGGCAGCCGCAACGAACGCAGACGACGACGACGUUAAUGGCGAUGUUGACGAGGAUAGUGACGGCUGCGGUGGCCGAGUGCGUGGUGUCGGUGUCGGUGUUGCGGUGGUGCACGCACCGUUCCCUUCUGCCACCUGCGUCCGAUGACUCCCAGGCGUCGUGUCGGUGGACUUCUCCUACGCCCUCUCUUAGGUCGACUCAGCCUUAAACGAGUAUCUGAUAUCACGCGUGCCCACUGGCGACUGAAAGGCGGUCGGGCGGUGGAACGGGUUCGCACCACCCUCUCGUGCGCCCUGCCGCACCGAAUAGGUGCUCGCUAACAGGACUUGCCCCAACAAUGAUUUGAAAGGCUACACGGGGGACCUUUGCCUUCGCGACGUUCACUCACGACCACAAGCGCACGCGUCACGCGUGGCGGCCGCGCCGCGCGGGGCUCUCCGCAGCGCCCUCGGUCGGAGGCAUCUUCAGCCAGCAGUGGCGUGAGGGCGCAUUUGCAGGGCUGCGCCUUCACCGUCCACACGAAUGCAACCUCCUUCCUCUCGUUAACCGCAUCCUCAACCCGUAUCGAGAAAGACACGAAAUGCAAAUGAAUUUUCAAUAGCGCGUGUUCCUCUAUCGAGUGGGGGGGGGGGGGGGGGGUGCAAGGG
Molecule: messenger RNA, 2780 nt
Organism: Lethenteron reissneri (Far Eastern brook lamprey)
Lineage: Eukaryota; Metazoa; Chordata; Hyperoartia; Petromyzontiformes; Petromyzontidae
Source: RefSeq, a predicted model, not a curated record